CCGGCCGGAAUAGUAGCUUCGUAGCACUGCUGUUGACAACACAUCUGAAACAACAACAAUAAUAAUAAUAAUAUUUAAUAAUUUAAAAAUUUUAGCCUUAAAAUUCACUAACCACAAAGGCAAAAACAAACAUCAUUAUUAUUGUUAUUAUUAACUAAAUAAUUAAGAACGACCAAAAAUUAAAACAGCAGCAGCCGCAACAGAAAAAAAAAUUUUGUUAAACAUUUUGUUUUUAUUAAAUAUUUGUUUCUUUUUAAAUUUUUAAAAUCAUAAUAAAAUAUAUUGUUAAAAAAAUUUCCUUACCUCAUAAAAAUCACUCAACAGCAGCAAAGAAGAAAACAAGGAAAUUUUGUUAAAAAAUUAAUUUAAGAAAAAUUAAACGAAAAAAAAGUUUUAAAUAAUAAAUAACGUUUUUAUGGCAAAACUAAAGUGUUGAUAAUAUUUUAACAAGAAAAAUCGAUGAGCACAAGGAAAUUAUUAAAAUAAACUUUAAAGUUUAUUUGCAAACAAGAAAAUAUAUAUGUAUAUGAAAAGAAAUUAAUUGAUUGAUUAAAGAAAAGAAAAAGUGCCGUAUAACGAAGCAAGCGAAAGAAAAUUUUUCAAACAUUUUCUUUGUUGUAAAACAGCAGCAGCGGCAGCGGCAACAGAAAGAAAAUUGUUUUCCCCCAAAAUCAAAUUGUGAUAUUUUAUAAUUUUAAAUACUUGCUUUAUGUUUUAUUAAACAUCAUUAUCAUCAUCAUCAACAAACACAACAACAACAAAAACCUUAAUUAAUACUACUACUAAAUAUAAUUGAUUUAAUUAAUUGUUUUAAUUUGAAUAAAUGAACAUGGAGGUGUUAUCCGUACAAAAUCAAUAUCCAGCUCAUUUUGCUCUAGCUACAGAUUGGAAGAGUCAACUAACAUUAUCCACACCCACAAAUGGCGGUUCCUUGAAAUCUCAGCCGUCGUAUAAAUUUACCAGUAACCCAUUUAAGCCACAUCAUCACAUCAAUCAUCCACAUCAUCACCAUCAUCAUCAACGGAAACAACAAAAUUUAAAAACAUCUAAUAGUGUUAAAUACACCUCCAACUCCUCAAACAAAUUAAACUGUGAUACAAUAAAAACAACAAAAACUACAACAACAACAACCACAACAACAACAGCGACUAAAACAAUUAACACCAAUAAAUCGCUACAAACACAAGCUGUCCAAGAAUUAUCGUUGCGUUUAUUGGAUGAAUUGCGUGCAGCCAAAUCUCGCCAUUUGGCCUGUACCGAAGUAUCGCUACCCUGUGAUCUCACACCACGCAUAGCGUUGGAAAUUUUACGUUUAGCCCGUGAAGAAGCCAAUGGUUUACGCGAUUGCACCAUCUAUAUCGAAUUCGAGGAUGAGCCCAACAAUUCUCGACGCAUAGCAACACUCGACUUGAAUGCUCAACGCUUUGGCAAUACUGGCUAUGAAAUUUAUGUUACCCUUAGCCAGGAUCAUCGCGGCUGGACUGCUUUAUUGCCACAAUUCAUGAAGAAUUUAUCGCGUACCAUAACCAUAAGUCCUGAGUUUAAUAUAACCAAACAUCGGCCAUACUCUAAGAGUUUGUGUUAAACGGAAGAAUAGGUAACAAAAAAAGAAAUUUAAAAGCAAAUAAUAUUUAAUAAAAUUUGGUUGGCAUAUAAAAUAUCAUCUUUAAAAAAAAAUAUAUAUAUACAAACUUACAUUCAUACUAACUACAUACAUAGCUACUUGUGGCUAUAGAAAAGCAUAUAACGAAAAAAAAAACGUUUUCUCAUACAAAAACACUGUAAUACACUUACACACACACUGUAAAGACCAAAAUGUUAAAGUAAAUUUAUUAAAAAAAAAGAACCACCCACCUUUUUAGAUUUCUACUUUUAUUAGUAAAAGUUGAAAAAAAAUCUUAAAAAAAAAAACUCAACAAAACCCACUAAAAUACCAACCUGUUUUUUAAAAGAAAAGAAAAAUUUCUAUUAAAUUUUUGUUAAAAUUUCUCUCAGAAAAAUUUUAUAAUUUUAUAGGAUUUUAGGCUUUUAACAAAUCUCAUAAAAAACAUUUGUUCAAAUUAGGUUUUAACAAAUUAUUUAUUAUUUUUUUUUAUACAUUAAUUUUUAAAAAUUUAAAAAGAAACAAAAAAUUCUUUUAAACAAUUAAUUUUGUUAUUUGACAAAUUUUUUUUCAUGGUAUAAGUAUUAUAUUUUUUAAAAAAAUGGCAGCACUUAUACUCUAAAAAAAAUAAAUUUUUAUUAAAAAACAAAAAAAAAAAAAAAACUUUCAUGAAACGAUAUGAAGUAUUUGCCAAGAUCUCCAACUCAUAAAAAUGUGAUACUGAUUAAGUUGCUUAGGUUAAGACAUCAAAUACAAAAUAAUUAUUAAAUUAAAAAAAAAAUACACAACAAAUAAUAAAUUCAAAACACAUCCAUUUUAAAUUUUAAGUGAAAAACAAAAUUCAAAAUUACAAAAUUUUUAUAAAAAUAAAAACAAAACAAACAACUCAAGGCUGCAUUACUGGCUUAAUGUUUAGGACCUUAACAAAAAAAAAUAAAAUUAAUCAAUUAACAAUUGUGAACUUUUUAAAAAAAAACUACAAAAAAACAAAUAAAGAAAACUGCGAUAUAUGAAAACGUCUUGAUAUCAAAUUUCAAAUUUAAUAUAAAAAUACAAAAAAAAAAAAACAAAAACAAAAACACAAAGAAAAAGAAAUUAUAAAUUUUUUUAUCAUUUGAAAAAAUACAAAAAAAACAAAUUCAAAAAAUAAAUAAAUAAUCAUAUGAAAUGAAUAUCUCUUAGUUUGUAAGUUUCUAAAUACAACAACAAAAAAGAAAAACAUAAACUAAACUCCUCCCCCUUUAAAAAACAAAAAAAAAA
Lucilia sericata (common green bottle fly) is the source of this 2863-nucleotide messenger RNA. Its product is annotated as protein scylla-like. Gene Ontology annotation, biological process: apoptotic process; negative regulation of signal transduction; regulation of TOR signaling. Lineage: Eukaryota; Metazoa; Arthropoda; Insecta; Diptera; Calliphoridae. Gene Ontology annotation, cellular component: cytoplasm. The coding region runs from base 824 to 1585 and encodes 253 amino acids. The record is from RefSeq and is a predicted model, not a curated record. The transcript has 2 exons.